GCCGCCCCCCGCCCGUCCCCGCCGCGGUGCGGGGCGCAGCCGGCGGCGCGGCGGCUCCAUGGAGGCGGCGGCGGCAGCAACAGAUGCGGCGGCGGCGCGGCCCGGCCGCCCGUAGCCGCUGCGGGGCCGCGCUGCGCGGGGGCCGCGGCCGCGCCUCCUCAGCGCCCGGCCGGAGCCAUGGCCGCGGCCCGGAGGGCGGCCGGCGGCGAGGCGGGCGGAGGGCAGGCCAUCGUCUGGCGCAACGUGGUGCUCAUGGGGCUGCUGCACCUGGGCGCCGUGUACGCGCUGAGCCUGGUGCCGCGGGCGCACAUCCUCACCCUGCUCUGGGCAUAUUUCUGUUUCCUGCUGACGGCUCUGGGUGUGACAGCUGGCGCGCAUCGCCUGUGGAGCCACCGCUCCUACAAAGCCAAGCUGCCUCUGAGGAUCUUCCUGGCUGCAGCUAACUCCAUGGCUUUCCAGAACGACAUCUACGAGUGGAGCCGGGACCACCGCGUGCACCACAAGUACUCGGAGACGGACGCGGACCCGCACAACGCCCGCCGCGGCUUCUUCUUCUCGCACAUCGGCUGGCUCUUCGUGCGCAAGCACCGCGACGUCAUCGAGAAGGGCAGGAAGCUGGAUUUCACUGACCUGCUGGAUGACCCCGUCGUCAGGUUCCAGAGAAAGUAUUACAAGAGCUCAGUUGUGCUGAUGUGCUUUGUGAUCCCCACCGUCGUGCCGUGGUACCUGUGGGGCGAGAGCCUGUGGAACGCCUACUUCCUGGCCUCCAUUCUGCGGUACACCAUCUCCCUGAACGUCACCUGGCUGGUCAACAGCGCCGCGCACAUGUACGGCAACCGCCCCUACGACAAGAACAUCAACCCCAGGCAGAACACCCUGGUCGCCCUGGGAGCCAUCGGUGAGGGUUUCCACAACUACCACCACACCUUCCCGUUUGACUACUCAGCCAGCGAGCUGGGCCUGAAGUUCAACCCCACCACCUGGUUCAUUGACUUCAUGUUUUGGCUGGGGUUGGUCACUGACCGCAAGCAGGCUCCGAAGGAGAUGAUCCAGGCUCGCAAGGAAAGGACUGGGGAUGGCAGUGCCUGAGGAGUGACGCUGCAGCCCGUGCCUGUGGUGGAUUUACCUCUGGGUAAAAGGAUUUUUUUUGUUUCAGAUCGGCUGGGCUGAAUUAGUUCCCCAGGAAUUGAUUCAGCCACAGCUUUUUUUUUCCCUUCUUUCUUUAUUAGCUGUAUUAUGUCCAGACUUAAGACUUAUUAAGUGUAAAAAUGUUAUAUAUUAUUUAAUAUUGCAGUUAAGCGGGAGAGAGAUUUGAUUUUAGUCACUGUAGUUCACGUCUGAGAUUUGUUGUAAUUUGCUAGUUCAUGGUAAAUGUUGGCAGGUUGAAGGAACUAACUGUCCUUUCCAAGUGCAGUUAGGGGAGAUUUUUGUUCUUACUGCUAAUCCAAUAAGGUUUUGAGGUGCAUCUUUUGGGGGGGAUGGGGCAGGGCCCAGUGUGCUGUGUUAACUGCAUACUCAUGGAAAGGACAGUAACACCACUGAAGAAAAACAGUAUGUCCAAGUGGAAAAACCACCCUCAGUUUAGUUAGAUGUUAGUUUGGAAACCUGCGUUCUUCUUUUUUGUUAGCCCUGUUAGCCAGCCCAGUGCACUGCUGUCUUUGCUAAAUAUGAAAACCAUUUAUUGCUGAGCAGGCUUUUGUGUUGAAGAUCAGUCUCUAUACAGGCCAAAAUACCAACUGAUGCUAUAUUGAGAUGGUUCCUUUGUUGUCAUAUAUACAUUGUAAUUGUAAAUGUAUAGAGCUCAACCAUGUCUUAAGCCAAAUAAAGCUUUGGUUUCAAUGUUUGGAGACCUAAGUCAUAUUCUAAUCAGUCAUGGCCAUCGAUGCAUGCAUAUUUUAGCUCCUUUUGCACAAGAGGCCUCUUAAUUUCUUUUUCUGCCUUUGACUAGUGGGUCUUAGAAAACUGACCUUUAUCUAAGUCAGAGCCUGUACUAAUGUUUCAGCUGCAUGCAACAUCCAUUGGUUUUUGAGCAAAAUAUAAAGACAGUUAUGUAGCUUCUGAAUUUUAACAGUUGCCUUGCUUAACCAAAAAAAAAAAAAAAAAAAGGAAAAAAAAGAAAAAAAAGGAAAAAAAUCAGAAAAAAAGGCAUGUGGAUUUAUUGGGACAUAUAGCCCUUUGUGUUAGAUGUUAGCCAGUGCAGGAGAGAGGCUUUGUACUGUCAGCACUGGAGCACUUUUGAAGAUAGAGGGCAUGAUUUUCAUUUAUAAAGAAGGUCACUGCCUUGCCCCUCAGAGAGGGAGUGCCUGUUUCCCAACUACACAGCCCCACACCCUGGGCAAGGCAGGGAUCUCAAGAUAACUGAGACUCAGGCCCAGAUAUUUUCAGGAAAGAUGCAAAAGCAGGGGGGGGGAAAAAAUGGUUUCUUUUUUGUUCUGUUUCUUGUUUUUCAAAUGAUGCCAUAUAAUAUAAAAGAGUUGUCUUUAUUCUGUCUUUCAUCCAGCAGGUGUUUUAAAAGUGUUAUUUUGCCAUUAAUGAUGUGUAAACUCUUGAGUGAUUUACAAUAAACAGUUAUGAGUUA
Messenger RNA from Oenanthe melanoleuca, 2578 nucleotides. It is a transcript of the gene SCD5, whose product is annotated as stearoyl-CoA desaturase 5. Bases 178 to 1089 code for a protein of 303 amino acids. Gene Ontology annotation, molecular function: oxidoreductase activity, acting on paired donors, with oxidation of a pair of donors resulting in the reduction of molecular oxygen to two molecules of water. Gene Ontology annotation, biological process: lipid metabolic process. NCBI's taxonomy places the organism in Eukaryota, Metazoa, Chordata, Aves, Passeriformes, Muscicapidae. The record is from RefSeq and is a predicted model, not a curated record. The transcript is spliced from 5 exons.